GAGGUCGACCUAUGAUGAUAUUGAGGUCGACCUAUGAAGUUUUGCUACGAUUUUAUGGGUUUUUAUUUAGAUCUAUAGCUUGAAAAGAGGGUUUUCCCUUCUGUUCGUCAGAUGCGGUCGACCUGUUCAUCAUCGUGGUCGACCGCAAUUGGCUUUCAAUCGAUUUUUUCCUGUUUUAUAUAGCUUGAAAAGAGGGAUUUAUCCUUCUGUUCGUCAGAUGCGGUCGACCUUUUCAUAUUCGUGGUCGACCGCAUCUGGCUUUCAAUCGAUUUUUUCUUUUGUUGUAUAGACUGAGGUCGACCUGUGAUGAUAUUGAGGUCGACCUGUGACGUUUUGCUACGAGUAUUUGGGUUUUAUUUAGAUCUAUAGCUUCAAAAGAGGGAUUUACCCUUCUGUUCGUCAGAUGCGGUCGACCUUUUCAUCUUCGUGGUCGACCGCAUUUGGCUUUCAAUCGAUUUAUUCCUGUUUUAUAGACUGAGGUCGACCUGUGAUGUUUUGCUACGAGUAUUUGGGCCAUUUCGGACUCGUUUCAAUUUAGCCGAGGUCGACCUAUGAUGCUUCUGAGGUCGACUAUGAAGGUGAAGGCAAAAGUUCGAGUUGUGUCAUUCUCUUACGAAUUUUUUGUGCGAAACUAACUCUGGUCGACCUCUUCUAUUUAUGAGGUUGACCGGAUCUAUUUUGCAUUCAACAUUGAAAGCAUUUGGGCCAUUUCAGACUCAUUUCAAUCUAGCCGAGGUCGACCUAUGAUGCUUCUGAGGUCGACCGAUGAAGGCAAAAGUUUGAGUUGUGCCAUUCUCUUACGAAUUAUUUGUGCGAAACUAACUCUGGUCGACCUCUUCUAUUUAUGAGGUCGACCGGAUCUGUUUCGCAAUCAACAUUGAAAGCAUUUGGGCCAUUUCAGACUCGUUUCAAUCUAGCCGAGGUCGACCUAUGAUGCUUCUGAGGUCAACCUAUGAAGGCAAAAGUUUGAGUUGUGUCAUUCUCUUACAAAUUAUUUGUGCGAAAUUAACUCUGGUCGACCUCUUCUAUUUAUGAGGUCGACCGGAUCUGUUUUGAAUUCAACAUUGAAAGCAUUUGGGCCAUUUCAGACUCGUUUCAAUUUAGCCGAGGUCGGCCUAUGAUGCUUCUGAGGUCGACCUAUGAAGGCAAAAGUUCGAGUUGUGCCAAUCUCUUACGAAUUAUUUGUGCGAAACUAACUCUGGUCGACCUCUUCUAUUUAUGAGGUCGACCGGAUCUGUUUUGCAUUCAACAUUGAAAGCAUUUGGGCCAUUUCAAACUCGUUUCAAAUUAGCCGAGGUCGACCUAUGAUGCUUCUGAGGUCGACCGAUGAAGGCAAAAAUUCGAGUUAUUUGUGCUAAACUUAUUGAGGUCGACCUGUGAUGAUAUUGAGGUCGACCUCGGGCCAUUUAAAUCGAUUGAAAGCCAGAUGUUCAUGGGGAGUGCAGUGCAGGACAUUAGGCCACCUUGUAAUGCACUCGAAGACACAAACGUCUGCUGUCUUCACCGAGUUCUCCUUUGCAACCCUAUGUCGGCCACCGGCAAGCAAACAACAACAAUAUAACAAAGAAGACCCUAAAACCUAAACUCUCUUACAUCCAUAAGAACGGGACAUGCGGGGCGGUCAGAAUUGACCUAUGCUCGUUUAUGUCGACCCAUUCUCGUUUUAAAUUAACUGAGGUCGACCGCUUUAUGGAGUGGUCGACCGCGUUUUGUUCAUUUCGAAAAUGUGACUAACGUGUAUUCUUGCUUGUUUGAUCGCAUGAUGUUUGGAAAAAAUAAGAAAAGAAAGUCACAAAAAGCUGCUGCCUCAAGUUCGGAAUGGGAAGAGUUCAGUCCCAAACUGUUCCAGACCAAGGAGCAAAGUGACAACUAUGAAGAGAAGAGAAUGCACAACCGCAGGGUGGCUCCUGGAAGGCCAUUGACGAUGGAUGCGUAUUCUCAUUUCGAGAAUUACGGGUUUUUGGGACCCUUCAUCGAGCAAGAGUGGUUGAAGGUCAUAUCUCUCAAUGUACCAUACUAUCCAAAACUGGUACAGUACUACUACAACAACAUCGUCUACGAGCGCAAUGCAAAUAGAUCCAUUCACGCAUUCAAAUCCUAUGUGAAUGAGGUGGCGAUGCGCAUCAGCAAGAAUGUGUUGGCGCAAGUACUAGAGGCUCCAAACGAGGGGAAGAGAAUCCAUUCUUACGGUGCUUGGAAUGAAACGCAUUUCACGAGAGCCAAGCAAAUCCAGACGGUAUGUGGUCUUGAUGAAGAGAAAGAUGCUCAGGGUCGCAAUAGGCCAACGAGUAACCACCUGACAGUUCAAGCCAGAGUUCUUCACCACAUGCUUUCCUACAACAUUCUGCCAAAGGGUGGACAUCGGGAGACAGUCACCUACUUCGACAUGGAGCUCCUCACCAACCUACUGUUAAACGAGAAGGUGAACUUGCCAUACUUGAUCUUUAACCACAUGCUUACUGCUGCAGAGAGUUCAAACAGGAAUCUUCCCUAUGGGAUGAUCCUCACUGUGCUAUUUGAGCAUUUUAAUGUGAAUUUAAGUGAAGAGGUGGGGUUAAGAAUCACAAGGCAGGAGUUCUAUACUGUUUCAUCUCUGAAAAAGACGGGCUUUGAGCUGCGUAAUGGUGAGUAUGUCAGAAUAAACAAUGCUCAUGGUGCCCAUGGUACUGGUGAUGAUGAUGAUGAUGACGAUGGUGAUGAAGGAGCCGGAGACGAGCCAAUGGCGGAGGCACAAAGUUCAACUCCACCGAUCACCUUAGAGCGUGUGUGGGAGCGCAUGGAUGGCAUGUAAGAGUACAUGGGCCAGAUGUCCACACAGAUGACUGGCAUGUACGACUACAUGGGGCAAAUGACCGCCCAGAUGAUCACAAUGCAGGUGACCGUGAAUGAGAUGCGAGAUGAGUGGCGAUCUUUCAGUGGAAGAUACAUGCAUCCCACCACAUCCGACCACCAUCAUGCUAGCACCACCAAUGAAGAAAAUGUGGAUGAGGGAGAGAGGGGAGAUGAGUAGGAGCGCGGAGAUUUUAGAUUGUGUGUUUUUAUUGUUAAGUGGUCAAAACGAUUGUUGAUUGUUAUUCUGUUGUUUUUUUAGUUUUAUUUUUAUGUGUGAACAAUUAUGAUUUAUGUUUUAUUUUAUUUCUUGUUAGUUUAUUUAGUUGUUAUGCUAUGAAUUGAUGAGUCCUUGUUAUCAUUAUUUAUGACUAUUUAUGAUGGUUUGAAACAUAAUUUAUACUAGCAAAAGAACCACACAAAUCGACAUACAUAAGCGAAAAAGACACGGGGCAUAGGUUGACUUUCUUGUAUUCGGUCGACCUCGUACCGGAUUAGGUCGACCUCGAAACCAACACUUGAUCUUCAUUUUAUGUCAAAUGAUUGGACACUUUGAUAGAAUACUUAUCUUCUAUCUGGUCGACCUCUUUCCUUAUCCGGUCGACCAUUUUGUUAAUAACUGCCAUCAAGUGGUCGACCUAUAUACCUUAGGUGGUCGACCAUGUUGUUUCUGACGCCACGAAAUGGCCGACCGAGGUUUUAUUCUGGUCGACCAAAAAUAACAACUUAAACUAAGUGCGGUCGACCAGGUGGUCGUUGAGGUCGACCGCAAUGCUUUCUCGUGAUGCCCAAAUUAGUCAAUUCGGGCGACCGCCUUCAGAAAUAGGUCGACCGAAAAGUCCAUGUCACGGUGACAUGCAUGUCAUAGUAGGCAUACCCAAAAUGUUAACAUUUUCAAGAUGCAAAACAUCCAUAAAAUUUCUAAUUAACUGUUAUCAAUUUCCAAAUCGAACAUAUCCUUUUUACUCAAUUUUGUAUCUAUAUUAUUUCCAACUGAUCUGUAGACUUAUUGGUCAACGAGUGCAAAGUGCUAGAAUAAAUAUUUUAUUUGUGCGCAAAGUCCAAUUUCAUUGAUGAGCGGUGCAAAUCGCUAAAAUAAUUAUCUUAAAAGUUUUCAUUGAUUUUUAAAGUUUUAAGAUUUUUGGUUAAUGUUUUUAUUUUAUUUUAUUCUAUACUUUUCACAUUAUAUUCAGGUUUCGUAUAGCAAGAGGCAAAAAUCUCCAUGCAACCGCUAGAUCUAAGAUUUUUUAUUUUGCCCUUUUUGAUUCGAUGAGUUUGAUAUAUGUGAUUUUAAAUGAACGACUCUUUGAUCAAUUAGUUGUACAAUCUGCUCGUCGCCUCUUUUUAUGUGUCUACAAUCAUCGAUGAGAACGUGGUCGCCAAAUUCAUCAGCAACAUCAUUUAGUCGAACAACAAUCUUUUUGAAGCGCGUCAUCAUUCCUCCUAGAUUGUUGAUAGGCUGCGCUGGAAUAUACCUUCCAGCACGCA
Linum trigynum is the source of this 4317-nucleotide messenger RNA. NCBI's taxonomy places the organism in Eukaryota, Viridiplantae, Streptophyta, Magnoliopsida, Malpighiales, Linaceae. The record is from the annotation of a GenBank genome assembly.